Megalobrama amblycephala (Wuchang bream) is the source of this 3676-nucleotide messenger RNA. It is a transcript of the gene dok6, whose product is annotated as docking protein 6. The transcript is spliced from 8 exons. The record is from RefSeq and is a predicted model, not a curated record. Gene Ontology annotation, cellular component: cytoplasm. Gene Ontology annotation, biological process: cell surface receptor protein tyrosine kinase signaling pathway; positive regulation of MAPK cascade. Bases 179 to 1174 code for a protein of 331 amino acids. Lineage: Eukaryota; Metazoa; Chordata; Actinopteri; Cypriniformes; Xenocyprididae.
GCGCGCUGUCUCCCUAUUCUCGUGUGGAAUGAGCCGUCCGAGCCGGUUGCCCGAGCAGCAGCAGCAGCAGCAGCGGCGGCGGCGGCACUGAGGCAGGUUGUUUGAGGACUGAAUGUCGUACUGACUUCUGAGGGGACUCGCAGCCGAGACGGGGGACGAGGACAGAGAGGCUGUUAGGAUGGCUUCAAACUUCAACGAUAUAGUGAAGCAGGGCUACGUGAGGAUUCGGAGUAAGAAAUUGGGGAUCUUCAGAAGAUGCUGGCUUGUAUUCAAGAAGGCGUCCAGUAAAGGACCACGGCGAUUAGAGAAAUAUCCAGAUGAAAAAGCUGCUUACUUCAGAAGCUUUCACAAGAUUACUGAGCUCCACAACAUUAAGAACAUUACGCGAAUGCCACGAGAGACCAAGAAACACGCAGUGGCAAUUAUUUUCUGUGAUGAGACGUCAAAGACAUUUGCCUGUGAGUCAGAGCUGGAGGCUGAAGAGUGGUGGAAGUUAUUGUGUUUGGAGUGUCUGGGCAGCAGACUUAAUGACAUCAGCCUGGGAGAACCGGACUUGUUAGCAGCAGGGGUGCAGAGGGAACAGAACGAGAGAUUUAAUGUUUACUUGAUGCCUACCCCAAACUUGGACAUCUACGGAGAGUGCACAAUGCAGAUCACCCAUGAGAACAUCUACCUUUGGGACGUCCAUAAUGCCAGAGUCAAGCUGGUCAUGUGGCCGCUCAACUCCCUGAGGAGAUACGGCAGAGACUCGACCUGGUUCACGUUUGAGUCCGGGAGGAUGUGUGAUACAGGGGAGGGUUUGUUCACGUUCCAGACCAGAGAAGGUGAGAUGAUCUAUCAGAGAGUUCACUCUGCCACACUCUCCAUCGCCGAGCAACAUGAACGCAUGAUGAUGGAGAUGGAGAAGAGCUCACAGACUCUUUCAAACGAGAGCACAUUAACAAAGUCGAUAUCUCUCCCGCGAAGCGCUUACUGGCACCACAUCACGCGUCAGAACAGCGUGGGAGACAUCUGCAAUUACCAAGGUACGAGCUUGACUAUGACUCUCAUUCCACGGGCGCAGACGUUCCAAAGCUUCCUUUCCGAGAGGACGGAGGAGGAGCAGAACCAGGAUCAAGCAACAGCGGCCUCUAGUGGCUGCGAUAGGAAUUGCAGCACCUCGCCGCUCCGUUGACAUGCACUGUCAUGGCUUGACGAAAGCCACGACUCCCGGACAUUCCAAAGCUUUAGGAAGCUCUUAGACACAUGAACAGUAUGAACUCUCUCUCUCAAUAUAUAUGUAUGUAUAUGUAUGACUUAAUAAUUAUUAUAAUUAUUUGUAGAACAGUGUGUAUACUAAGAACUCUAGGAGCCUCUUUUUGUACGUUGAAGAAAAAAGAAAAAAAAAUCAAAUGCCAAAAAGUUGUACCAUAAACUUUAUUUUCCUUGUGUAGUUUAAGACAAAUGGACUUUCUGCAGUUAUUUUUCAGAUAUACUGUAAAUAUCUAAGCGCUGUAGCGCUUACAUCCUAAGUUUCUUGCAUUUUUGUCUGUCAUUGUAAUGGAACACCACGUACGUAGUUUCUGUCAAACAAGGUAUCUGUUUUAGCACCCUGCACUUUUAAAUUAGAGCUUGUUUUGCACUUUUGUCAUUUGCUUUGGUGUUCAUUAUGCCAUGAUGUCUGUAGAUGCGUGCAGUGUGGUGUUUCGGGGGAAACUGGAAAAAGAGCAUACUUUUAAAGGGAUAGUUCACCCAAAAAUGGAUAUUCUGUCAUUGUUUACUCACUUUCCAAACUCGUAUGUUUUUGUUUCUUCUGUGGAACACACACACACAAAAACGAAAUUUUAAAGACUGUGCUGUUUGCUCUUUUCCAUGAAAUUUGGAAAAGCUUCAAAAAGGACUCAAAAGCCUUGUUCAGACUAUCAGUCCAAAUUCAAUCCUAUUUAGCAAGUGUGAACGGGAAAAAAAAUUUACAAAUCCAUUUUAAGCUACAUUCAAAUGUGGUGUGAAAUCCUAUUCAAGUCUAAUUUCUGGAAAUCGGUUUCAGUCUGACCGCUCUGAUUGUAGCAACUCUUUACUUUCUAACGGCAUGUAAAAUGUAAACACAUAUCAUAUACACAUACUAUAUAUCAAAAUUGUAUAAACAUAUUCUAUAUCAUAUUGCAAGGCAACACUGCAAACCCCUUCAUGUUGUUUUUGGCGUAUAGAAAUAGGGCUAUUCUGAGCGCCAUGAGACACAAAUCAAAUGUAAACAGUUUUAAUUCACAGUGUGAACAGGCAAUUUUUUUUAGAUCAGAUUCCAAUCAUGUCUAAACCAUGAACAAAUAAUUGUUUUGAAUUAGAGCUUUCCAAUGAAUCAGUUAGGCCACAUUCGCACUAGACUUAUAUGGACACUGUGGCUGUCACAUUAUGUACUUAAAAAAUAUUUGGGAAUUCAUCAUCAAAUAUGCAAUCUACUCCAAUGUACUACAAAUCUUCUAUUGGUCAGACGUCUUCACAUCAUAUGAAUUUGCAUGUCAGAGUUCACUAAAUUUGAACUUUGGAAUGAAGCGAAAUGUGAAACUCUAGUGUGACCACCCCUUUAGUUCAAAAAUGCAGUGAAUGAUCUGGACACAACAUUUAGUCACAGUGGUUAAGACAACAACAGUCAUACAGGUGUGGAAUUGUUACCUUUGGACAAAUUUUUGGAUGAACUAUUCAAUGUUUCCCCCCCCCCAAAAAACAAUUUUAUUUUAUAUGAAAUUAAUUUCUGAAAUGUGUCUACACACUGGAUGGGAGGUUCGGUUCAUCUGAACCCUCUCACACUGCAGAAGAAGUGCCUUCAGACUCUGCUAGACUGAGACUCUGGCUGGAACGCUGAUUAAAUUAGCAUCCCUCUAGCCAUCCAACAUGUGUAUAACUGAAUUACGUUUAUCUGUUGACACUGCAUUUGUCUAAAAGGAGAACAAAAUAUCUAUUCUCUCCCUGCACAGGAAAAUGCUUAACUCUACUGUAUGACUUUAAGGGGUUUUCCAAAUGGUCUUGUAUAGAUGGGAUGAUAGAAGUGUGCACAGAAACAAUAAUGCAUUCAGUGCGACAAUCAAUUUACUUUACAACUUGACCAUGAAACACCUUUAAAUGACUGUUGAUCUUUUGUGUAAUCGUGCUAGAAAAACCUGAUUCGACCAGAAUAAUAACAAAUUGUGUCAUGAUGUGGAGCUAAAGGUUUUAGAAGCACAUUAUGAAUUGUAAUUUUUCCCUUUUCCACACAAAAUUAUUUGCUGAUACUCAAUUCAUUCUAGGCAGCGUUUAGUAGCACUUGAAUGUGAAUUAAACAACCUUUGUUUUACGACAGUGUGCAUUGUACUUCAUUUAAAAUGUCUUUGUAAAGGGAAUGUCCUUUUCUAAGGAAGGAUUCAAAGGGAUAUUUGGUCAAACACUGUGUUGUUUAAUACCAUGAUAUUCCAAACCUUGCCGGCUAUGAACAUUGUUUGGGAAUUCCCUUUGGGCUUUUCCAGAAAUCUUGUCUUGUAAGAUGUCUUUCUGGAUGUGUUAUAGCAUUUACACCAGUUUCAGUUUGUGUGCUUAUUUGUAAUUGUAUGUUGUUGUUUUUUAAAUCCAUGUUUUAUUUUGGCAUUAAGUAGAAUUUUGUCCUGUGUGGAUAUGUCAAUGUUUACUGAGUAAAAUAAACUGAAUGGACUUUACAGAAACCCCUGAA